AUGUCCGAGUCUGAGGCCGGUUCCGACAGGUCCAACACUAAGCGGGACAGAGCUGACGGUAUUUCGAACGUCAAUGUUGAUGAAACAAUCAACGUCGAUGCCGGCCUCGCGAACAACAAGUCGCUCAUGUCACCCACAGCUUCUGUCCACGAUACCCGCUCUCGUGAGCUCGGUGAUGAGGAUGACGCGUGCAUUGCUUCUGGACAAGAUCACUUCACUGAGCCGCCCCAAACUGAAGGCGUCGCCGUCAAUGUCCCGCCUAUUGAUCCGCUUCUAGCAAAUCUUACUUUCGACAACGAUGACAUGCCCAUUGAUUUCGAUGCUGGAAAAAUCGUAUCCGCACCGUCCUCAUUAUUUGGCAUUCCGUUCGAAACCACUGACUGGCUCAACUGUGAUAUCGACCAGUCCUUCUCGCCUCUCUUUCUCCAAAAUGACCUCUCUUUACGUGCUAUAAAUGACACUUGGUUUGACCAAACUUUUCAUCAUUUGCCUCAGCAUGAACAGCAACAGCAGCAUCCUAUGAUAUCGCUGCCCACACCGGCCUCUUCGAUGAUGGAUCAGUCAGCAGUCGCAGAGCUGUAUAGCCGUAGUCACUCACCAUCCAUCGACAAGGAUGCUGUUGAACCUAGGGAGUAUUUGCCAGUCGCCAUCGAGGUCGACGCGCAGCUGACUCUCCCUGAUCUUUCUUAUCUUACCGCGGAAGACGUUGAUCAGGAAAACUUGGCUCACGUGGAUGAGAUUUCCGAACAUGUCAGCCAGAGAGCAGCUCAGGCGGUCAUGGACAUGCAGAAUAGCAGCAACUAUCCGCGCUUCAGGCAUGUGUCGAUCCCCCCAACGCAUGCCUUGAAUGCUUGGGUGCAGCUGUACUUUGAGUACUUUCACCCAAUCUUGCCUAUUUUGCACAAGUCGACCUUUUCUUCACACAAGCAACACUGGCUGCUUGUUUUCACGGUGGCUGCGAUUGGUGCGCAAUUCUCUAGUAUAACAGAAAGCCUGACUUGCUCAAGAGCAAUGCACGAGAUCAUUCGUCGACAAAAGCUAUGGAUGUCCCAGACCAUCCUUCUCAAUCACAUCGGCCUUCGAUAUGGCGGUGAGCGCAGGUCCUUGGAAAUUGCAGAGGUCCUGCAAGCCUUACCGGUGACUCUUGGACGGAGAAAGCGCCUCUUUACCGAUAUGUUUCCAUUGAACAAGUUCGGCCAGCUCCAGUUGCCACGCACGCAAAAGUGGCAGAUCUGGCUGCUUGAUGAAGAACGGCGGAGGGCUGGAUUUGCAAUCUGGCUCUUGGAUUCAGCGUUUGAUGCGCAUUUUGACCUCCCGGGUCUAAUGAAUCUCUCCGAGCUACAGAUCUCGCUACCUCAGCCGGACGACUGCUGGAAUGCAUCGACAGCCCAGUGCUGGGCGAGCUUCUCCAAUGUCGGCAACUCCGGUGCUAAAGGACUUCCGACCAUGGAGCGCGUGAUUGCCGAUGAUAGUUGGCGGUCUACUUGGUCAAGAACUAACACCCUGGGCAAGCAGGUGAUGUUGCAAUAUCUUUCCAAUGUCAUCAAGGAUCAAAUCGCAAACCAGCCCGGCACUCUGAGUUUCUCUCGCCAUAAUGGUCCAAUGGCCUCAAACAUAGUAACCGACCUUCUAGCGCUUGUUGAGAACGACCAGGGAGAACAAUCCGUCGACGAGGCCAAGGCAACCACAGCACACCAGUUGAUGGCCCUGACUGCUUUGAUGACCCAUAACACCCCCAUCCAAAAUCUUCUACCCAUUGUCGUCAGAGACAUUUAUGGAAAGCUUGACGACUCGGAUCGGGCGCAAAUCAGAGACCGGUGGAAGAGCGCACCGCGCCAGGGAAGGCUGGGAUGCUUCCAUGCGGCACGAAUCCUUCAUGUUGUGCGGUCCAGUCGCUGCUCACACUUCGGGGCACCUGUCUGGUUGUUGCGCGCUGUGCUAGUUCUAUGGCUUUACUCGACCAUCGUAGAGCGUUUUCCGGAUGGGUUUCUGUAUCCCCACACGGGCCCUGCUGUGGUACUGGGACCGAAAUCGCUCGAUACCAUGGGGAAUACUGUCUGGAUCGACAGUGGGUGGAGCCGAGUCAAGCUACCGGGCAUCGGCAACUUGUUGUGUGCAGAGGGCCGGACCAAGUUGCUGGAUGAUGCGGUGGUGCUGAUGAAAUCAUUGAAGGGCUGGGGCAUCAGCACUAUAUAUGCACAGAUCCUUCUACGUCUCCGAGCUAAGGAGGCAACAUCUAAAACAGAAGGCGAUAAGCUAGCAUAA
Messenger RNA from Clonostachys solani, 2265 nucleotides. NCBI's taxonomy places the organism in Eukaryota, Fungi, Ascomycota, Sordariomycetes, Hypocreales, Bionectriaceae. The record is from the annotation of a GenBank genome assembly.